CGGAAACGGAUUAGUUUGUGGCGACAACGUGUAAGUCACGCAGCUCACCUCUCGUCGCCUCUGAGGAAUAGCAGGUCUUGCCCCGAACUUCCCUCUCAUUUAUCGCAAGGAGCCUGUGAGACGAGAAGGAAAGCUGAACAGUCAUGUACAACCGUUUGGGGACACUUCAUAAGCCAGCCGGCCUCUUCGUCAGAGGACACCAUAAGUACCGGGGGAAAAUCCUUGGCAUUCGUAGAGAAGAUAUAAAUCCAUGGGAACGGAGGGCACCUCUUGCCCCACACAAUGUGGAGGAGCUGACUAAAGCUGGCGUCAAGGUCGUAGUCCAGCCGUCCAACCACAGAGCCAUCCCUGAUAUGUACUACGAGAAGGCAGGCGCCAUCAUUCAGGAAGACAUUUCAAUGGCAAACCUAAUUUUAGGAGUAAAGCAGCUACCGCUCGCCUUCAUCAUUCCCCACAUGACAUACCUUAUUUUCAGCCACACUGUGAAGGCUCAGGAAGUCAACAUGGCCCUUUUAGAUGAACUCAUCAGACAGAAUUGUCGUUUGAUCGACUAUGAAAAGAUGGUUGAUGCGGCCGGUCGACGUGUUGUAGCCUUCGGUAUCUGGGCCGGUAUCUCAGGAACGCUUAACAUUUUGCAUGGACUCGGGGUUCGAUUGCUGGCUCUCGGUCACCACACUCCAUUAUUGCACAUCUCCAUGGCUCAUAACUACAGGACUAUCAGCGAGGCCAUCCAGUCUGUGAGGAACUGUGGGUAUGAGAUUUCCCAGGGGCUCAUGCCUAAAUCCAUUGGCCCCCUGAUAAUUUGUAUCACUGGAAGUGGAAAUGUCGCUAAGGGAGUCAAACAAAUGCUCAGUCAUCUUCCUGUUGAAUAUAUUGAUGUUGAACAUUUGAAGAACGUGCGUGAGAAAGGAGAUUUGAACAAGAUUUAUGUCGUCAUCGCGAGCAGAGAACACUACAUGCGUAGGGCAGACACCGGUACAUAUUGCCCCAUCGACUUUGAGCAGAACCCAGAUAAAUACAUCUCAAACUUCUCUACUGAGAUUGCCCCACAUGUGAGCUGCCUGAUGAAUUGUAUUUACUGGGGCCCAAACACUCCCAGACUCCUCCGACGACAUGAUGCCCAAAGGCUGAUGAUACCAGACAAUCCCUUCGCUGUAAACACUAGGGGAUCACCAGGGCUGCCUCACAGGAUGCUGGCCAUCUGUGACAUCUCUGCUGACACCGAAGGGUCAAUAGAGUUCAUGACCGAGUGCACAACCAUCGAUAAGCCGUUCAGCAUGUAUGACGCCGAAAAGGACGUUCAUCACAGCAGCGUUGAAGGAGACGGCAUCCUCAUGUGCUCCAUCGACAACCUUCCGGCUCAGCUUCCCGUCGAGUCCACUAUGUGCUUUGGAGACCAGCUGGCUCCCUACAUGUUGGAACUGUUGGAAUCAGAUGCCUCCAGAUCUCUGGAAGAGGAGAAAUUCAGCAACACCGUCAGAAACGCUGUCAUCACCUCAAACGGAAAACUCACUCCCAACUUUCAGUACAUCACUGAACUUCGACAGGAAAGGGAGAAGGCUCAGAUCACAAAGAGGAACGGGAUGAAUCGGGUUCUGCUGCUGGGUUCGGGAUAUGUGUCCGAACCCGUAGUGGAGUAUUUGACUCGAGAUAAAAAAACCCAAGUCACUGUGGCAUCAUCACCACUGACGCAGGCAGAGGGACUAGCUGCCAAAUACUCCAACACGAUCCCCAUCGCCCUGGACGUCAGCAAGCAGGAGGAGUACCUGGACUCUCUGGUCAAAGACCACAACCUGGUCAUUAGCAUGCUGCCGUACUCGUUUCACCCCCUCGUCGCCAGACACUGCAUUAAUAGGAAGGUAAACAUGGUCACAGCCAGCUACUUGAGUCCUGCCAUGAAGGAGUUGGAGAGCAGUGCAAAGGAGGCAGGAAUCACCAUCGUGAAUGAGAUGGGCCUGGACCCAGGUAUCGACCACAUGCUAGCGAUGGAGUGCAUCGAUCGGGCCAAAGCUAAGGGCUGCACGGUGGAGUCCUACAGCUCCUUCUGCGGUGGACUUCCUGCCCCUGAAUCUUCAGACAAUCCUCUUCGCUACAAGUUCAGCUGGAGUCCUUAUGGCGUCCUCCUCAAUACCACCAGCCACGCCACCUUCCUCAAAGACAAUCAGCUGGUGAACAUCCCAGCUGGUGGAGCGUUGAUGGACUCUGCCGUGCCAAUGGAUAUUUUCCCUGGUUUUAACCUGGAGGGAUUUCCAAACCGUGACAGCACGAAUUACACUGACCUAUACGGCAUCGAGACAGCGCACACGAUGAUUAGAGGAACUCUGAGGUUCAAGGGCUUCUCCAAGGCCAUGAGUGCUUUUGUCAAACUGGGUCUGAUCAACACCGAGCCCAGUUCCCUCCUGCAGUCCCAAGUUUCCUGGAAACAGCUCCUCUCUCACCAGAUAGGACUGUCCUCUACUUUGCCCCAAGAAGCCUUUGAGCAAGCCGUGUAUGAACACCUCGGAAAGGAUGACACGAGGAUAAACACGCUGAGAUGGUUUGGGAUGCUGAGUGACAAGAAUGUGCCUGCGGCUGAGAGCAGCCUGGCAGUUCUGGCAAAACAUCUGGAAGCCAACCUCUCCUUUGAUAAAAGCGAGCGGGACAUGAUCAUCAUGAGGAACGAUGUGGGCCUACGCCACCCCACUGGCAAACUGGAGACCAAGCACAUCAGCAUGGUGGUGUACGGCGACCCCAGCGGAUUCUCCGCCAUGGCCAAGACUGUGGGCUACCCAGCAGCCAUCGCUGCUCGCAUGGUCCUUGACGGUGAAAUCACUACAAAGGGCCUGGUGAUCCCAAUAACCAAGGACAUCUACGAGCCGGCGCUGGAUCGACUGAAGAAGGAAGGACUGAACAUUAUGACUAAGAGCAGCAUCCAGGAGUGACGCAUGUCCAAAACCUUCAGUGAAACGUCUGUGAAACGAGUCUAGAAAGAAAAGAAAGAAAAUGGGGAAAUUUGUGUUUACAAACUUCCUCCAAUAGGAUCUUCAUACAGAUUCAGAUGACACAUGCUGGUAGUCAGUGAAUGAAUGUUCAGCUGGCCAUCUUAUACCCGGUGGUGGUGGUGGUAGUAGUAGUAGUAGUAGUAAUAGUAGUAGUUUGGCUAGUACGAAAAACUGUGAUAUGUUAAAAUUAUAUGUGAAUGGUCUAAGUGUGGAAGAGAAGCCGUCUGGUCGUUUUUCUUCUAGUGUGAGACUUUUUUGAGUCUAGAGCUUUAAAAGAUAUGGGGAAUUUAUGUCCAAAAGAACCUUCAUAGAGUCAGAUGACGCGUGCUUGUAGUGAGUGAAUGAAUGCUAAACUGGGCCUCUUUGAACCCAGUGGAGUGAUGGUAGUAGUAGUAUUGUAAUAUUUUAAACUCGUGAAAAGUUUGAGUAAAUCCUCUGGAAGUUAAGUCAAGACACCUGGUCGUCUGUCUUCUAGUGUAAAAAGUUGCACUGGUUGUCCUGGUAGGUCUCAUCACGCUGAGAAGAAUUAGCUGGAAUAAUUCUUCCUGUUGGUUUCACUUCACACCUGUAACAGGUGUUAGGUGGACUGAAGGAAGAUGGAGGCUCUUCCUCCUUCCUGGGUAAAGUGGCUUUGAUCUUCUGGUGGUUUGACCCAGAAGAAGUAGUCGUCACCCAGGUGCAAUGACUUAAUUUGCAGAAUAGAGAUUUUAAGUAUUAACAGAUCCACUGUCACUAAUAAGGUCAAAGUCUUGCAUAGAAUAUUCAGGCUAAGGUCUGACCUCCAGCCUACAGAAACCCUUCAGUAUUAAUCAGCUUUUAAAGGCGAAAUCUAAAGUGACGUUUUCUGGCAGAUGAUCUUUUAACAUAUUGUGCAAUCAGGGAAAUGCUACCGUUGAGCCAUACACGCUGCCUCCAUUGAGCAAUCAUCCUGCUGUUUUAUAAAGUGUCGGGUGAUUAGAAGAUGACCAAAGCGCUGACUGUGAAAACAAAUCCAGCUCCGGUAGCUUUCACCUUUAGGUUUUCAUUUCUGUUUUCCCGUGGUUAAUGGCAUUAAGGAAUGACCUAUUCCAACGUUACCUCAUGUGUCCAUGCUAUUUAGGAUAAACUCUAUUGAUCCCACAGUUCACUUGUUAAAGUGGUUACAAAACAGUGAGGAGCACAGAAUGAGAACAGGAAGUGUCUGGAUAUUUACUGUAACACUGAAACGUUUCCAAUGCACCUGAUCUAAGUAACGUUUUCUCCUCAUUGUUCAACUAUAUUUACACAAUUUGUGAAAAACGGAUUAGUUAACUUGCAUGAUGAUUUUUUGAUGAUCUCAUUUUGAUGAGAUGCUUUUGGUUCUCGCUUUAUUAAAUCAUAUUAAAUACAUUAAAUCAUAUUAAAUACAUUAUAUCAUAUUAAAUAUAUUAGUUUUGUUUUUGUUGAUUGCUUGAACAAAUAAAGUGGACUGAGAACUAUUA
Molecule: messenger RNA, 4441 nt
Organism: Betta splendens (Siamese fighting fish)
Lineage: Eukaryota; Metazoa; Chordata; Actinopteri; Anabantiformes; Osphronemidae
Gene: aass
Product: aminoadipate-semialdehyde synthase
Exons: 24
Coding region: 144-2921 (925 amino acids)
Cellular component (GO): cytoplasm
Molecular function (GO): saccharopine dehydrogenase activity
Source: RefSeq, a predicted model, not a curated record